Messenger RNA from Aedes albopictus (Asian tiger mosquito), 8374 nucleotides. It is a transcript of the gene roq, whose product is annotated as roquin-1. The record is from RefSeq and is a predicted model, not a curated record. The coding region runs from base 837 to 4994 and encodes 1385 amino acids. NCBI's taxonomy places the organism in Eukaryota, Metazoa, Arthropoda, Insecta, Diptera, Culicidae. Gene Ontology annotation, molecular function: double-stranded RNA binding; mRNA binding; metal ion binding. Gene Ontology annotation, biological process: nuclear-transcribed mRNA catabolic process, deadenylation-dependent decay; protein polyubiquitination; ubiquitin-dependent protein catabolic process. Gene Ontology annotation, cellular component: cytoplasmic stress granule. The transcript is spliced from 5 exons.
UUCCUCUUCGCGUUCGUGUUUCUUGUGCGUAGAAAAGUGGCGCGCACGGUGGUGUGCGUGUGAAUCACGCACGACGACGGAACGGCGAUGACAACUCGACAAAUGACAGCUGACGCACACACCUAAAACCGUUAGAUUUCUUUCAUUCAUCCAUCCGCCUUCGACGACUGUGAUUCGUGUCCGUCGUGUGUGCAGCAGUGUUGAACAAAAAGAGGAAAAGUUAUAUUUUCCUCCUCGCCAGUAAAAUCCUUAUCAGCGCGAUUUAUCGUCCGGAUAUUUGUCGUUCACCCCCUGCCAGAGCUGCAUAUUGGUAAUUAUCGUCCGGAUUGACCGGAGGUGACGGGAAAUAAUGUAGAAUAAGUUCACGUUUCAUCCUGUAAAAAUAGUCUCGGAAGAAAAAUUAGUGCACAGUAUUCUGCGAGCAGUCCGUGUCAGUGUGUGUGUGCGUGCGCGAAAAUAUGUGAACGGGAGUCGCUGCUGAAGUGGUGAAGUGUGCCAACGCGAGAAAGGACAAGGCACAUCUCUGGCAACCGAAGGUGGAAAAUAGCGCAUACGUCAAAAGAGCAAAACGACAGACAGACGAAAAGUCAGUCAGAGCCCAUCGAAGAAAGACAGCGAAAAGUAAGGCGAUCACUCCGCGAAUCAGCAGCGCCACACAGUCACAGUCAGUUCAGUUCAGUGUCAGGAGAGCCUAGCAACGAAUCACAAGUCGAGCGAUAUACGUCGUCGUGGGAGUGCGAGUGUGUGAAGAAAAAAAUGUCUUGAAGAAAAAAAAGUCACUUUUAACUUGCGCCGAUUAGGAAAUGUGUAAUGUUUUUUAAAAUUGCUGUUCAAGAAUGCCGAUACAGGCGCCCCAAUGGACAGAAUUCCUCAGCUGUCCGGUUUGCUGCAACGAAUUUGCAGCAAAUCUACGUCCACCAAUCAGUCUAGGAUGUGGCCACACCAUAUGCCGUACUUGCUUGGCGACGCUGCACAGGAAGCAGUGUCCCUUCGAUCAGACUUUAAUAUCGACAGACUUAGAUAAUCUACCGGUAAAUAAUGCUCUGCUACAACUGGUCAGCACUAGCAACACAGCUGGCAGCAGUCCUGGGAGUGGCAAUGGCACUAGCAAUACCUCGUCCGGAUCAUCCACCGGGGGUACAGCCACUCCCGGUGGCAGCGCAAUCGAUCCAGACCUAAGCUCACCAAGUGUUCAAAACUUGAGCCCAGAGGAUUUGCAGUGCUACAAGACUGCCCGGGGAUGCAUUGAAGAGCUAGCCCUGUACCUAAAACCGUACCCCAAUGGGAACGCCGGUGGGCUUCUGUCGCGUCCGAUGCAGCGCAAAUUGGUCACCCUGGUCAACUGUCAGUUGAUUGAAGAUGAAGGACGUGCGCGAUCGUUACGUGCCGCUCGCUCGCUAGGCGAACGAACGGUCACCGAGCUGAUACUGCAACACCAGAAUCCACAACAGCUGAGUACGAACCUUUGGGCGGCGGUGAGGGCCCGCGGAUGUCAGUUUCUCGGACCAGCCAUGCAGGAGGAAGUGCUGAAAUUGGUGUUGUUGGCACUGGAAGACGGGUCGGCACUUUCGCGGAAGGUGUUGGUUAUGUUUGUAGUGCAACGGUUGGAACCACAUUUUCCACAAGCUUCGAAAACCAGCAUCGGGCACGUAGUUCAGCUGUUGUACCGGGCGAGUUGCUUUAAAGUGUCAAAACGUGAGGGAGACUCAUCUCUGAUGCAGUUGAAGGAAGAAUUCCGUACUUAUGAAGCACUGAGACGGGAGCAUGAUGCACAAAUAGUACAAAUUGCAACCGAAGCAGGUCUUCGGAUAGCCCCGGAUCAGUGGUCCUCCUUGCUGUAUGGCGAUACGGCACACAAGUCACACAUGCAAAGCAUUAUAGAUAAACUGCAAACGCCGCAAUCUUUUGUGCAAUCAGUACAGGAGUUGAUAAUCGCACUCCAGCGAACGGGUGAUCCAGCCAAUCUGUCCGGAUUGCGGGUGCAUCUCAAGCACCUAGCCAGCAUUGACUCGAAUGCUGAGAAUCAUGUGCCAACGUGGCGCGAAUGCUCCACAGCGUUGGAAGCAGUCAAGCGGGUCGUUAUAGGCCUGGUCGAUUUUGUACAGCAUCAUGGCAACCGAAAGUUGCAAGAGCCAGGACACUUAGCUCACAAUAGUAAAUAUAAAAUUAGCCUGUGUCGCGACCUGAAUCUCCGAGGAACCUGCCCACGUGGACCGAACUGUACUUUCGCACAUUCGGAAGAAGAACUCGAGAAGUACCGUACAAAGCUUCGGAAGAACAACAUUCGUACUCCGAAUGGAAAGGAUCAUGGCGAAUACAUAGGAGAUCUAGGGAUGCCAUCUACAUCGCAUGGAUACCAUUCAUCCGGGGAGGAAGCUUCCCCAAUGCGAUAUCCAAAGUCAACUCCACAAAUGAGAUAUCUAGACAAAUCUCCCAUGAGUAGUCACAGUCACGCCAGCGGAAGUAGUAAUAGUAAUAGUAGUCAUAAUAGUCACUUAGCGCCAAUUCCACCUCUUCAGCAUCCUCCGUACUCGAUCGGGCCGCCCCCACCAACACCACUUCAACACGGUGCCAAUGGAAGAAAUUUCAAUUUCAAUCCAAAUUUUCCGAACGGAGGAACUGGGAACCUUCCAUACGGUACCCGACCUCCUCCUCCAGCGAUGCCACCUCCUCCUGUUCAUAAUUCAGGUCCGAUACGUGGCAACUUUAUCCGGCCGCAAAAUGGAAACUUUAUAGGUCAUCCUCCUCCACCACCCCCACCCAUGCAACACAAUCCCCCGAAUGGCCCCCCAAUGAACAUGCUGCACGGCGGAAAUCAUCCUACAUAUCCCCCUGCUCAACCGCCACCAAUGGAGCAAAUGCAUCAACAGAUGAUGAAUGGACCACCUCCGCCAUCGUUUGUUGGCAACCAAGCCUAUCCCGACUAUCCGGACAAAAUUGAUCAAAGGCGCCAGUUCAAUCCGUGGGAAAACCAACCACCGCCAGCACUUCCCAACCCAAACAGUGCAUCUUCCGGUGCACCUGGCCCACCACAACACUCUGUAGUUCCUCCAGUUAACAUACUUGGGCAACAGCAUGCGCCCAAAUCAGGUAUUAAUCCGUCUUACCCGUCUGCUAUGAUGGGCAAUAAAAACCAUCUACAGUCACCGCCUACUGUGCAACCACCACACUCACAGCAUCCUGCUAUGCCUCUGCUAGCUUCUCAAAUGCGUCAGCAUCAACAACAGCAACAAACACCACCACCGCCACCACCACAACAGCAACAUCAUAAUCCUCCCGGAAGCGGAGGCAAGUACUACCAAGGCAACAAUCCGCUGCAUCAUAAGCCUCGUGACUACCGUGAUAAGCACCUCGUAAAUCCAAAUAACACUAGACUGCAUAUGCCUCACUCACAUUCACAACCACCUCAUCCGGUUCCAUCGAUGCAACAACAGCAACAGCAGCAGCAGCAGCAGCAACAACAACAGCAAACACAAGCAUCGAACUUCGGCAAUGGCAAUAGGAACAAUCUGCAUGCUGCCAUUGCUCAAGCCACGCAAAACAUGGUCAACAACGGCAAUGUGCCACCUACCGGAAACAAUGGUGCAAUGAACAACAACGGAUAUACUGGCAAUACCAUGCCACUCAGCCGCAGUGAUACAAUAGAGCUACUGAAGAUGCUCAACCUAGGUGCUACCAAUGCUGACCUAGUGACGAAUGCAACCGGAACGACCAAGGACAUGUUUGUGCGGUCUGAUUCACUGCUCAAUGACGACGACUUUCCCAUAUCGGAAAGUGACUUCUCCAAUGCCAUCAUCAACAAAUUUGGACCAAUCUCGCGGACAAGCAACCAGUUGGCCAAAUCUAGAGGUGAUUUCCCAUUCGCAGGGAAUCUACUCGAUAGCGAAUGGCUGAUAAAUAUGCAACAGCAUUUGUACCCGGAUGGCGCAGGACUCGGCGAUCUAUCGUCUUCAAAUUGUUCGUCAGCUUCGUCGUCAUUCUACCAGCAAUCGCAUCAACAUCCUGCAACGUCUCAAACAUCCAGCAUCAAGAGCGAACCGAACAACAACACACUGGAGUUGGAUCUGUUCCAGGUGGAUAGUAAAAUAUCAGACUAUGCAAGUUCUCUUAGUGGCGCCAACCAGUCGAACAGUACAUCACAACUACUACAUCAUCAUCAAGUUGAAGCACAGUUGCUACAACAACAACAACAGCAGCAGCAGCAGCAACAACAACAUUUAGCUCACCCAACUGCCCCUCAGCAUAUGACCGGUGCAACUGUUACAGUGGAACUGUCCGCAAACAGUCCCCUUGUGACUUCACUUCUUUCGUCACAUCACCAGCAGCACACUCCUCAUCCCCAUCAUUCAUCAGCCCAGGCACAUCACCACCACCACCAACAGCAGCAACAAUAUCCACAACAGCAUCAGCAUUUAUUUGCGCAACAGCAGCAGCAGCAACAGCAACAUCAACAACAACAGCAGCAGCGUCAUAUGCUCCAACAGCAUAGUAUGCAGUCACACGGCGGCAAGCUGCCCAAUCAUCUGGUGGAGGCCAUGCGGUUGAACGACUUGAUGGGAAAUGGAGGCGGAAGCGGCGAUUUGAAAAUUCCAAGCUUCAAGGAGCUGAAAGACUUGAAGACCCAGCAAUCGAUGAGUGGUUUGUCGCCCGUGUCGAGUGUGUUGACGGCAGUAACGUCCUCAUCGUCGUCGGUACCGAUGCCGCCACUGUGGAACAACUUACUGGACCUAUCCGGUCUAAAACCGAGUUCCGAUGCCAACGAUCUAGUAGUCGGCGUAGGAGUGCAUGGCGGCAACACCGGCACCGGUGGAAGUGCUGGUGGUGCCAACAGUAGCAGCAACAAUACCAUCCUGAGUAACAGCACAGCCAGCACUAGCAUUAGCAACAAUAGUAACUCUAACGAGGAUUCCUAUGAGGCGGGAAUCGCUGACGAUAUGCGCGAGCUCGCACUCCGCCUCGAGUCCGAACUAGAAUUGGACGAAAACGGAGUGUAGAUGUGUGGGAGUAACAUAAAGAUGCGCACACACAUGCGCAUUGACUGAUUGUGAUCAAUAUCUCCUAUAAAUAACGCUGUAGGCGUAGAUAAAGUAAGAGCUGAUACUGAAGCUCGGAAGAGGGCUCCACAAUAGUAGACAAAAAUCAGACUAAGGAUUAGCGCGGGGAGCAACAUUUCAUUAAAUGAAAUCAAGAUCGAUUCAAAUUUUAAAAAUUACUAACGGCAAACAAAGCGAUCCAGAUUGAGGGCGGGAUUGAAGAAGCACGCUAGAGAAGUCAUGAGACACCCAAUUGCAUGCGCGAAUUGGACAAGCGCGUAGGAACGACAAAUAAUGAACGGCAAAACGGUUGGAUACAGAAGUGCGCGCGCGGAUUAGGAAGCACCGCCAAUCACACUAAGCUAAUAACUCUAUUCAAUGUUUGUUUUAGAAACUUUUCUUUUCUGUUUUGCAGAAAACGUGUGUUUUAGAGAUAUUUUUCGGAUCGAAACAAAAAUGCUCUAUUUAGAAUGGGCCAAACCAGCGGAGCAACAAAAUGCAUCAUGUGAAAACAAAUUCAAGAUGACUAGCUAAUAUAUAGAUAACAUAAUAUAAAUUUCCUAACAAAAAUGGGUCGUGCACCGACAUUUGGGAGUGGGAAACACGAGGAAAUGGACAAAUUGUGUGUGUACGAAACAUUUCUCGAGUUCUAGUAGGAAAAAAAACAUAAAAUUUGAAAGGAGCCAAGCAACCGAUAGCGUGAUACAGACCAGGAAAAGGUGAUUCAUUAUUAUUAUUGAUGGUUAUAUUACAAAUUGAAUAUUAUAAUUAUUCUAUUUAUUACACGUUUACAUUGCUAUUAUCCCCUAAAUCGCUAUUUGUUAUUUGUAACUAUUAUUCUUAUUCAUAAUAUAUGCAUAUUCUUUAUGGAAUUAACGGCUAGGAACUUCAAAAAAUUAAAUUAAAACAUUUCGAGAAAUGAAUUAACGCGUGUUUUAGCUUUUUGCAGAAAAAAAUAAAGCUCAUUUCUUCUUUAUUAAAAAAUCAACAAAAAAAUAUAAUUGUAAAUUAUAUUUUGUUCAGCAUAAAGAAAAAAACAAACAAUCAAAUGAUUAUAUUAGCCAAUUAUAUUAACCCACUUUAUUGUGAAACGUUCGUCAGUUUAAUUCAUUGCGUAGUCUAGUUUCCAAUCUUUUAUACGACAUUUUAUGUGUAGACUUUUAUAUUAUUGUAUAUUUCAAUUUUUUUACAUAACUUCCCAGCAGGUUGUGUAAAAGCAAGAGUAAAACUAUGUUUUUAUUUUUAACCGAAUAACACGUAUAGUUUUAGCAUAGUAUCCAGCAACUAAAUUACUUAUGAGCCGUUUCCUUUUUAGAGCAACUCAUUUUGUUUUCUUCUUAUUUUAAACAUAUAAAUGUAGAUCAGUUCAACUGAUUAUGUCGAUUGCGGUGCGCAGUCGCAUUGUACCGAUCUACAACUUCGAAUGGGAGACAGAAACAAUUGGACACGUUGAACAGAUUGAUUAUUUCAUUUUAGAUUGUAGUUGCUUAAUAUAUUGUUGCUUUUUGUUCAACGGUGGGUUAGUGGAAGGCGUCGCGGAAUUUCUAACGUCCAAAAACAAAUUAUUAAAACAAUUACAAAAACACAAUGAUACACAAGCGCGGUAAAUGGCUUUACUGCUAGAGUAAGGUAAGGGUUAUUUUUUUUUUGUUUCUUAUUGUAUUAGGGAAUUCUAACGCGAAAUCCUGUUUCGUAAUUUUAGGAGAUUUAUCGGCAGUUAUCGGGCAAGUUUGGGUCGAAUGUAUGAAGUGUUUCCAUAUUGUACAGCGCAUUGAUCAAUACAGAGCAGCAGUUGAAUCAACAGAACUUUGGAAAUCAGUAUCUUUCUACAUGUUGGUUUGACUAUUGACGUGCGAUGAGAAAGGUCCACUCGUUUAUCGCAGUGAAAAAUCCCGACUCAAAUUCAAUUGCAUUACAUUACACGAACUGCAGCUAACCUUAUUUAAAUAUGGCAAUUAAAAACUAUAGAAAGGCGAACCAACGUCCGCUGGUAAGGCUCAUAAGUCUGCAGCGAUAACAGAGCAUUGCACCAGGCGCCCAUCUCUCGCAAUGUGCCCUUUUCCCCUUCAUGCGAUCCUCCUAUUGGAUUUUUUAGAAUACCACAGGCUAGUGUUCUCCAUCCCGAGAACUAGAGUCUUUGUGAGUCCUUGCCUCAUCCUAAAAUAAGCAGGUAACAUUUAUCUCAUGUUCAACUUCAAUGCUUAGAGAGCCAACCUCUAUGUCUUGGUAUAGCCUUACACAGUACUUUGCCGUAGUUACGCUAUCGCACGAUCAAAUGAUGAAUGAGAUUGAGAUCAAUUCGAGAAUGCGGUUAAGAUUGUUCCUUGAAUGAGAUUGAACAGCGAGUGAGAUAAACAUUGAUCUGGGGGAGAGAGUGUGCAAUUCAGAUGGAACAGUGCCGAAGGUUCUGAGAGGCUUCUUUUCAAUUCUUCAGAAAAUCUCCCCUUAGUUUUGAAUCCAUGAAAGAAAAAAAAUGAAAAUGGUUAAUGCCAGUCAACUCCACCAAAGUUUCAACAUUAAAAUCUACAACCUGUAAAUGUAUUGAGCAAUGCUGUAUCUGUACAUUCAAAGAAAGCUCGGGAUUUUAAUUGAAUUUCCAUAAACACGAAAUGCGAUGAACAUCAUAGCGCCUUAUCUUCCCCGUUAACAAAGUAAAUCCCCACCAAGUAAACUAAAAGAAAAACGAGAAUUAGAAGGAAAUUCGAAGGUUAACAUUGAACUACUAUGGAGAGAUCAUUGACCACACAUACACACAUACAGACACAAACAUAAAUUUCGGAAAGAGAUUGAGACGGAAUGUUUCUUGUUUUAGAAGAGAUUGCUUUUUAACGAAACGAUAGAAUAUCGCUUGUGUUUGUAUCACCGAUUUGAUCUAGUGGUUCCGUAUUCGGACAGAACUGUUUAACCACAUUACACAAUUACAAAUAAACAACAGAAGAUUAUUUUAAUCGCUAGUAGAGGAAAACAGAAGCGCUGAUGAUCAUUGUUAUAUUAUACUGAGCGUAGAAAAACGUACUAUUGUAGGUUUGUUUUCUGAGUUGAUGAGUACUGUUAUUUGAAAGCAUUCGACAGUUGAAUGCGUUUUUUGACUAACUAGGAUGGAAAGCGUUUUCGAAAAUAGGAACAGCAAUUGAACGUACCAAGAGCCAGCAUCCUUUCAGUAUAUAUGUAACGGAAGGAAGACGAUGAACAGUAAAUCAAUUGAAUUGCAAUGUAGAAAGUAACUUCACAACACAAAACAACACGAAUAAAAAGGAAAAUUGAAAGGAUACACUAUGCAAACUAUCGCGAAAUGACAUACAAUUUGGGCUGUUGGAUCACUAUGUUGUUCUCCGAGGGCU